Formica exsecta is the source of this 6814-nucleotide messenger RNA. It is a transcript of the gene Mekk1, whose product is annotated as mitogen-activated protein kinase kinase kinase 4. Gene Ontology annotation, biological process: protein phosphorylation; MAPK cascade. Gene Ontology annotation, molecular function: ATP binding; protein kinase activity. The record is from RefSeq and is a predicted model, not a curated record. Lineage: Eukaryota; Metazoa; Arthropoda; Insecta; Hymenoptera; Formicidae. The transcript is spliced from 19 exons. Bases 221 to 4360 code for a protein of 1379 amino acids.
CACACACGUAAUUCGCGAUGGAUUCCGAUAACAGAAACCGGCGCCCGCGUUGCAUCACUAUCGGCGAUAUAAACGCUCUUUGUUUACAUAGGCCAGGGAUCCGCCGGAUUAUUUUCAGCGAUUCACCUGAUGCACGAUGCUUUAACGUACGCGCGUGACAGUGAAUCGGAAACAUUCGUCGUUCCGAACAUGUGCGUCGAAUGUAUUCCGUCUAUUAUGUAUGUCCGUUGCUCGUUUUGCGAGUGUUGCGCGACGAUUCCGUAUCGGAGUGACAAAGUCGACAAUCAAGACGCGAAGAGAAUCCUUAACUGCAAACUUGGCAAUUUGUAUCAUGCAAAACACAUUUCCUAAGGUUGAUUCGUCGAACGAUUUCGAGGAGUCGCUGCACGCGAUGUCCGAUAUUUACGGACAAACUCCACCCAGGACUCGUCUCAGUCGCAAGAAAAGACACAUGAAGCAAAAAUUCUCAGGCAGUGAUCUUAAAUCGAUAGAAAAAGAAACUCGGCCAAAGACAACUAUUCGAAGGCGCAACACCCUGGAUACCAUUAUCUUCAACGAAAUGUGCGAUAAAGCGGACAAAGAUCGCGAGAACGAGGCAAAGGAGGAUGCGAAAGAGGGCAGCAGAAAGUGCAAGAGGAUCUUGAAACUAUUGCGCGGCAAUGAAAGAGAUUUGAAGCUUGAUGUAGAAGCUGCCUACAAUUAUGCCGAGAAACACAAUGGUGACAUGGCAACAGUGUUGACGCCGAAUCAAAUCAAGAUUGAGACUAGAAAUAGAUUUCGCUGUUUGCGGUCCAAGCCAGUUGAUGUGGAGGAAAAAAAAGUGGAGCGAGAAAUUAUCGAAAAAAGCGUGUUGAUAAACGAAAAGAAUUUAAGCGCGCAAUCGCCGAGGACGCAAAGCUUGAAGGAGAGAGAAAUAUUUCAUGACACUUUUUCUUUUUUAAUUAAAUUAGGGAGUACAGAGCGGAAUUGUCGCCGUCAAAUGAGUCACGAAGAAAGCAGUUGGCAAAACGAACUAAAGGAUCUGAUUUGGCUGGAACUACAGGCACAUCAUGCAGAUCGUAGCCCGAUGGCGCAGGAUGAAUAUUUAUGCCGUCAACGCGAGGCAGUAGAGGUUCUACUUACAGAAAUAAUGGAGUACAAAUACGAUCCCAUGACGGAUGUGCAAGAGGCAGGUUGCAUCAGCCCUGGCGACAUUGCGAAUGAUCGAUCUGCAAAUCCAGGUUCCAGUCCGAACAUUGAACUGGGUGUAUGUCCAGGUUGCCUCUCCAUGUACUGUCGUGCAUGCGCUCGUGAACAGGGAGAAGCGUUACAACAAGUGGAAGGUCUAUUAGCUCGUCUGGAGGCAGCGGAAGCCUUAUAUCCAUCUUGCCAGGCGUUUGCCGCUAAUUAUCCGUUAUACAAGAGCCCAGAAUUCACCGACAGAGUGAAAGCUAUGUGUCUCUGGUAUAACAUGACGAAACACCAUCGGCUUAAAUUACAAAUAUUGGGCAGAUUGCUCAUGAUGCUGCAUAGUAAGAAGAAACAGGAGGAUUUUAACGACUCCGGCAUAAGUUCGCGAUCCUCGGAUACUGUCGAUUCUAUGGAGCAGCGACAAUCCAUGGUGCGAUUCGAGCUAUCUCAACAGGACGAAACUUCCAGUCCCUCUGACAGCAAUAAUAGCAAUAAUUCUUCAGUAGGAGGUUUAUCUUUCAUAUCGCAGUCAUUGCCGCCUACUCCGGAAAUUUCGUUCUCGUAUGUGGAAGACGAAAGAGUCGAUCGACUCGAUUUCUACUUGGUCGAAUUUGAUCGACACGCUUACAGAAAGUAUAUCGAGGAUGUAUUGAAAACGAGAGGUCUCAGAAAAAGUUUGAAUUUCCUGGAUCGAUUGCACACAUCUAUCUUGAGGAAAGCGAGAUUAACUUUGGAAAAAAAUAACUUCGAAGAAUGUGAUAGCAAUGCAAAUGAAGAAUACGAAGGUGAUAGAGAGCUACAACGGUAUGGCAUUUGGAGUCCCGAAGCAAAGGAGUUAAAUUUGCCAUCAUAUAGGGCAGCUUUCGUGUUUCUUUCGCGCGUGCCAUUGGACGUAGUUCACGAAUUUCUAAGAAUGAGACUAGAACAAAAACCGGAGCAGCCGAGUCCGUUGUCGGUCCGACAGCUCAUGCGGGAACUUCGGGAGGGCAUCAAGAUCGCUUGCAUUCAUCGCGACCGAUUCGCCGCGCAUUCUUGCGCUGCUGUUGCGAGCGACGAAACCGACUGCGAGAGUCUGUUUGAGGAAGACGUCAAGUAUUUCGAUGAGAGCCUGAGAGCUGUGUUUGAGGUCUAUCUAGAUUAUCUUCAGCAGUGGGUGGACAUGGUGCAGCAUGACAGCUUUCACAAAAAUCUGAUCAUGGAUGAGUGGUUGUUUGUCAAGUCCAUCGCUGGAAACAUAAGUGAUGGAUAUAAGAUUGCUGGCGUAAAAUUCUACGAAAUUGCACAUACGAUGAUUAAACAAGUUAAUGAAUUUCUCACUGAACGGACUCGCGAGAUCUGUGAAAAUGUGGAAGAAAAGGAGGAUGACGAAUUGUCAUGCAAUGAAACACAGUUUAGAUUCCAUCUGUUUGUGGGCCGUGAGUGGCAGGGAAUGUUUGUAGAGGCUCGGGAAAAGAUCGUAAAGAGCAUCAAUCUUGCCAAAUGUUUGAAACGCGAUAUCGAGAAAUGGUCAGUCGAUGAUCAGAAGUUAGAGGAGUCGUUGAAACUAUUGAAGAAUACAGUUCUAGAUUUAAGACAUUGCAUAACGGUAAUAAUCGAGGACUUUCAAAGAGAUGUCGAUGAAGUGGAGCAAUCGAACAUCGAGAGCGACCAAACACCUUUACGCUCGAGGAUCCGCGAGAUUCUUCAUCAAGCUUACAGGAUGGGUUUCGAGUUUCAUAAGGAGAUGUGCAAACUGUUCUCACUAGAAGAAAAGGCCAUUCUAGCGCGUGGUCUAGUAUCAUUCGCGUUGUUGUGGAUGGAAUUCGUGAGAACGCGAUGCGAGCGUGGCCGCGGCUUGAGGCCCAGAUGGGCGAAUCAAGGUUUGGAGUUCUUGAUAACAGUGUGUGAGCCACACAAUACGAAACAUCUCACCGAUCAGGAAUUUGAGGAAUUAAAGACAUGCAUGGAUCGUUGUAUAUCUCAUGUAGUGGGAACCGUAUCGGUUGCAGGAUCGACGCCGGAGACAGAAAAUUUAAGAAGACUGUCGCGAUCAAGAGCUUCAUCGCCGAGUCAUGGUCGCACUAGAACUACGAGCAUCAAUCUUUCUCAGAAACCACGGGAGGCUCUGAAAUCACCCGAAUUAUUGAUUAAUGCGAAGAAAUGUAGCUCAUCAAGCAUGGUUGAUGGAAAUCUUGCGGUGAUAGUAAACAUACCCGAGCAGGGCACGCAGAGGCACGAAAGAGUCAUUUGUGCCAUCAGAAAAAUGGAAAGUGAACUCGACGAAAGAUUGAGGAAUCGGGAGCUUAUCGGACAAGUCACUGAUAGAAAAGGAGUCGAUAGAGUUCACAUCAAGGUGCGAAGAGUUACAUUUACAUGGCAGAGAGGUAUUAAAAUAGGCCAAGGAAGAUUCGGCAAAGUGUACACAGUAGUGAAUAAUCAAACAGGUGAACUGCUAGCCAUGAAAGAGGUGCAGCUGCAACCUGGCGAUCACAGAGCAAUCAGGCGUGUUGCUGAGGAGUUACAGAUAUUUGAGGGAAUCCAGCAUCAACAUUUAGUGCGAUAUUACGGACUAGAAAUUCAUCGUGAGGAAAUGUUGAUUUUUAUGGAAUUCUGUGCGGAGGGAACUCUUGAGAGCUUGGUGGCUGGUAGCGGCAACGGAUUGCCAGAAUCUUUGGUCAGAAAAUAUACUCAUCAACUCCUUUCAGCCGUAGCAGCGCUGCAUUCUCAUGGAAUAGUUCAUCGAGAUAUUAAAACUGCGAAUAUCUUUUUAACAAAUGAAGGCAAUUGUCUGAAACUUGGUGAUUUUGGUAGCGCGGUGCAGAUUAAAGCGCAUUCGACGAUGCCUGGGGAACUUCAAGGUUUUGUCGGCACUCAAGCUUACAUGGCACCGGAAGUAUUUAUGAAGUCAGGAAGCGGUGGACAUGGCAGAGCUGUCGAUAUUUGGUCGGUGGGUUGUUGCAUCAUUGAAAUGGCGAGCGGACGGCGACCUUGGUCGGAUUACGAUUCGAAUUAUCAAAUUAUGUUUAAGGUUGGAAUGGGAGAAACACCGGCUCUUCCUAAGAAUCUAUCUGCGGAAGGCAUAGAUCUCAUAAAGAAAUGCCUGCAGCACGAUCCAAAGAGAAGGUCGACUGCGAAUACACUUCUUGCACAUUCUUUUGCGCUAGGGGAGUACGAGGAUGUCAAUGCUGACUUAACGAUGCUACGAUACUAAGAGUGUUCAGAAAAAUGAGAUAGCAUGGUCCUUGCGGGAAUGCAGAACUGGCAUUUGUAUUUUAUUGGUAGAAUUGUUUCAGAAACAUAUCUGCUAUAUUAUGUUGUUUUUUAUUUGCACUUUUCUGAGAGAUUUAGUAUUUAAUAUAUGUUUUAAUGAGACUUUGUUAAAAGUAUAUAGUAUUUGUGGCAGACUAUACAAAGAAAUGAAAAUUGUAUUUGAGAAUACCAUUGAUGAGAUCAGUAUAUAAUACGUAAGUAUUAUUGUGAUCAUAUAUAUAAUUUACGAUAUAAUUAUAAGGAAAAUAUUUCACAGGAGGGACACUUUCUUUUGUCUACAUUGAUAAGUAAUGAUGUUAAAAAUGUUUAAUAAUACAUUUUUAGUAUUGAAAAUUCUUGCAAAUUAAACUUUGGCAUAUAUAGCUAGCAAAAUAUAAAUAACAAAAUUGAAUUUUGCAAAUAGUUGGAAACAAAUAUUGUAUUCUAAUAGAAAUUUUAAUAGACUGAACAAUAAGAUUCACUAAGAAAUAUUUAGUGAGAAAAAGGAAAGUGCAACUUUUUUUAGAGAUAUUCUUUUAGAGAUACUCUUUAUGUAUCUUUAUAUUUAUUAUGUGUGAUUUAAACUAGCCAUGCUAGAAUAAGUUCAGUGAUUUAGCCUGGAAAAGUGGAAGACCGCGAAAGCAUUUUAGUGAAACAUAAUUUAGUGUGAUUGCAUAUAGAAUCUACACAUACAAUUUAGUUCAAUCGAAUAGUAUGUUCAAAGAAAUAAUAAAGGGGGGGAGGGAAUACAUAUGGUAUUUAGGUACAUGAAGAUAUAAAUUGAGAAACGUAUAUCUCUCUUCAGUUUUACUUAAAAGACAAAAGCAAAAUAUAUAUUUUCUAUUUUGUAUUUGCAUUUAUAGUUUAUAUAAGAUACAGCGUAGUGCUGCAUAUUCUUUGUAAAUAUAUAUUGAUAUGAACGAUAGACGCAAAUCAUUUCCCAUUCUGAAGAUCAUAUAUACACCUCACAAUUAGCAUUAAGUGCAGCAAAUGUCAAACGCUCAUAUUAUAUCAAACCCAUUUUUUCCAUUAGAUAUAUAAAAUUCAAGUUUUGACGUUAGUUGUGACCUACUAUGUGAUUAAUUGUAAGUGUGAUUAAGAUACCUUUAAGGUAUAAUAUACAUAUAAUGGCAGCUUCCAAUGUUAUGUCUAUGUUAUAUUAAUUGCUUCGUAGACAGGAAGUGGAUGAUUUGUUACUAUUAUGCAAUAGAAAUUCUAUUUUAAAUAAAACGAUCGAGAGUAAAAGAAUAAAACGAGCAACAACGACUGUUAUUUUGAUGGAGUUUAUUUUUCUGUACGAGGAAACGCGUACACACGUGAUGAUACAACAUACUUUGAUGUGGAUCAAUUACUUAGCGGAGGUAUGCUGUGUAUGCUUUCCGCGCGCAAACGGAAAGCCGAGUGUACUUAUUCGUUUAUCUAUCGAACGUUUUACGCACAAAAGUACAUAACUUACGCCAUGAAUUUUAAUCCUUAUAUCUGAACAAUCUCUUUAUCUUUAAGGAAAGGACCAAAUUUUGAUUGUACAUUUAUUUAAUAUAUAUAUUUAACAAAACUCUAUAAAAUGUAUUAAAUAGAUUAGCUAAAUAAGUAAAUUCAGCUAAAAGGAUUGAAUAAUCUCUUUCACUUGCAAAAAAUAAAGAGAACUAAAUUGUUCACUUAAGGAUUAAAGUCAGUCAUACAUUACCCAAGAGCUUGUGUGCAAACUCUGUGAAAAAAGAAAUCGUAUAGAAAUUAUUAAAAAUAUUAAAUUAUAAUAUGUCAAAUUGAAUAUGUUUAUGUCAGAGUUCUUGUUAAACUAUUGGGUUGUGUAUGAAUUGGUUAUAUAUUUAAUAUAUGGCGUCAACAGUAUAGCUAGAAAUCAUAAUUUGUUUUAAUUUUUCAGUAUUUAUGGUGUAUUGGAUCUUAUUUUUUAUUUUUUGCAUGUAUUAUAUUAUACUUAUAUCCAGUUACGACAAGAAUUUAAUUUUUUCUUCAGCAUUUGUUACAUGACGAACUGAAAGUAUAUAUAAAAGGAUGAGACAUAAAUUAGGUAUAUUAUAUAUACAUAUAUGCACCGAAUUUGGGGACUGCAGAGUCAACAAUGUUGCUAUAUAUCAUAUAUAUUGCGAUAAUAUUCAUGAUGAUAUCAUGUAAUAUAACAGAGUUAACAUUUUCUUAUGGAAAGAAUAAAGAAGAGAUUAUUAUAUUUAAUACAAAAUAAUUAACAUUUUCAUGAUAUUUGACAUAUUUAACACAGUUGUUACAUAAUACAUGAAUAUUAUUUUUUUGCUAUUUAAUAUAUGUAUAAAAAAUUGAAAGCAAGAAAUAUUGCAACUUACGUUAGACGAAUCAGGAUAAGAGAAUUAUAAGUAAUAUUUUAUAUUACAUGAGAAAUUGAAAAUAAGAAUGAUACAAAUUAAGAUUUUUAAAAACU